ACUCGGCACCCCUGGUUCGCCAAGCCACGCCGACCCUCGUCCCCGGGUCAGUCAUAGCCGGGCCGCUGACGGAGGAAGACUGGCGCGCUCUGAGUCGACCCGAAGAUGUGAUAAAGUAGGGGGACGCAGUGGAGAACACACGAUCGUGUAACUUGCAUCGAACCUAAGAGUGAUUCAGUAAUUGUUAUCGAGUUAAAAGAAAGGAAAAAGAAAAAGGGAAACUGAACUUAUCCCUUCGAAAAGAAACCCUCAUGAAUGAGACCAACAGGAGCCCUUUUAAAGAGAAAGAGAUGCAACAUUAGGCCAGACCCGCCCACCAACCCUUGAGUGGCUGUGUUAUUGAACGAGCAGCCACCGACCAACGUUUGGCUGAACAAACUCACGCACACACGGCAGCCUUAUCUCCAGAACCCAAGGUUUGUGAGUCGACGCUGGCGAGGUUGUGACUGACUGUCCUCUUCUGUGUAUCAUCUUCAGAGAGCAAGAGUCAGCGAGAGAGAGAGCCCCCCCCCCCUCGACCUUGACUCUUUUGUAUUGAAGGGCGGAAGGAAGCAAGAGCUACUACGACCUCAGGCGGGCGCCCUCGAGAAGGAGUCGACGUGAGCCAAGGCGGGAAGUCAUGGUGCCAAGAGGCCACACUCCCGCCCUCUGUUAGCAUGUGCGUGCAUGCGCGCACUCUGCCCUCCCUCAAGGUGCGGGGUGAGGUGCACCUGUGCUAUGGGUGAGGGCUGGAGGUCAGGAUGGCCAGGCGUGAGGGUCAUGGGCCUGCACCCCCACCUCCUCCACCACCACCUCCUCCUCCACCUCCUCCUCCUCCUCCACCCAACAUGGGCAUCGCCACGCUGCUAGUUCUCCUUGGCCUCCUCUCCUCGGGGGUGUGCUUGCAAAACGGAGACGCGGAGCACAUCACGGCCAUACUCGGAGAGUCCGUCAUACUCAACUGCGCGGUGUCGCACCCCAAGAUUCCCUACAUUAUUCAUUGGAAGAGACAGCACCACAAGAUUCCCAUCUACAUCUGGUAUGAGGGGUAUGACCCCCACGUGGAGGACACGUACAAGGGGCGCGCGUCCAGGGUGUCGCAGGACACCACGUACGGCCUGGCCUCCCUCAACCUGACCAACGUCAGGGAGGACGACCAGGGCUGGUACGAGUGCAAGGUCUUCUACCUGGACCGGACUGGAUCCCCCGACAACGGAACGUGGAUUCACUUAGAUGUUCAUGCUCCGCCUCGGUUUACAACAACACCAGAUGAUGUUACCUAUGUUAAUAUUGGUAACUCCAUCAUCCUUAAUUGUGAGGCGGAGGGAACCCCGAAGCCAGAGAUAUUCUGGUUCAGAGAUGAUGAGCCCGUAGUUCCCUCUGACAGUGUUGGCAUCUUUAAUGAUGGCACAGAGCUUCGAAUCAACAAGAUCAGAGACCAGGAUAUUGGUGACUAUGUCUGCGUAGCACGUAAUGCUGAAGGACGAGUGCACCAUGAAGCCAAAGUUGUUAUUGCUGGUGGCGCCGUAAUUGUUACUCCACCUCAGAACCAAACGCGGCAAGAGGGAGAAAAGGUCGAGUUUCCCUGCGAAGCAAAAGCUUUGCCAGGCAAUGUAACAGUCAUUUGGAAGAGGGAAGGUGUAGCCAUUGAUAAGCUUUCUUGGCUUGACAUCCGUGCAAUCGUCAGGAAAGAUGGGGCUCUUGUGAUCAAUCCUACCAGUGCAGAUGAUGGCGGGUUCUUCACAUGUGAGGUGUCCAACGGCAUCGGGACACCUCAGCGUGCCACAGCUUACCUCAAUGUAGAAUAUCCAGCACGAGUAACUUAUACUCCAACUGUGCAGUAUCUCCCCUUCAGGCAGCAGGGAAUUAUCAAGUGCUUUAUUAAAAGCAACCCUCCCAUUCAGUUUGUUACCUGGAUAAAAGACAAGCGUCUCUUUGAUGCAGAAAAAGAAAAUACUGUAGUCAAACUUAAUAAUGGCUCUCUGCUUAUAACUAAGGUCAAUCAAUCUCAUCAGGGACGCUAUAGUUGCACACCUUACAACCGCCACACCACAGCCGGUUCCUCUGGUGAUAUGGAGGUUAUAGUUCGUGAUCCACCAGUAUUUUCGCCUCGACCCCAACUUCAAUAUCACGGACAAGUAGGAGAAGAAGUGACUCUCGUAUGCGGAGGUCAAGGCUCUCCAACUCCAGAAGUUACUUGGAAAAGGCGUGAUAACCAAAAUCUGCCAAGGGAUCGUACUGACAUUGUGGGAGGAAAUCUUACCAUCCGUUCUCUCCGAAAAAGUGAUCAUGCAUAUUAUGAAUGCAUGGUUAGCAAUGAAAUUGCAACUUUGGUAACAGCAACACAGUUACUGGUGGAAGGCACAACACCUCAUCCACCAUACAACAUCACAAGUGAAACAGAUCCAUUUAGUGUGAAAUUAUCUUGGUUACCUGGCUAUCCUGGGGGCAAAGACUGGGAGCAGCAAUAUACUAUAUGGUACCGAGCAUUAGGUUUUCGAACUUGGUCUCAAAUAGAUGUAAAGCCGGCUGGAAGCACCAGUAUAACUAUACAUAAUCUUUCCCCUGGCCAUACAUAUGAGUUCCAGGUUCAGGGCAAAAAUAUGUUGGGGGAUGGCAUGUUCUCUGACGUAGUAACAGCGACCACUGAAGCUUUAGGAGGACAAUCAUCUGACACUCCAAUCGACAAUCACCACGUGACGCCCACUCCAGAUAAACCCGUAUACGAUUAUAGCAUGAUAGUGUUCCCAACGGAUUCUUCUGGAUCGACCUAUAUUCCAACAAUAUUGAAUCCGACAGGUAUUUUGUGUUUUGUUAAGUAGAUCCUAUGCCUCCUUUUUUAUAUUUUAU
This is a messenger RNA of Penaeus indicus, 2829 nucleotides long. RefSeq names its product protein turtle-like (gene tutl). NCBI's taxonomy places the organism in Eukaryota, Metazoa, Arthropoda, Malacostraca, Decapoda, Penaeidae. Bases 741 to 2801 code for a protein of 686 amino acids. The record is from RefSeq and is a predicted model, not a curated record. Gene Ontology annotation, molecular function: cell-cell adhesion mediator activity. The transcript has 18 exons. Gene Ontology annotation, cellular component: axon; plasma membrane. Gene Ontology annotation, biological process: axon guidance; homophilic cell-cell adhesion; dendrite self-avoidance.